Messenger RNA from Metopolophium dirhodum (rose-grain aphid), 1710 nucleotides. Its product is annotated as probable vesicular glutamate transporter eat-4. The transcript has 10 exons. NCBI's taxonomy places the organism in Eukaryota, Metazoa, Arthropoda, Insecta, Hemiptera, Aphididae. The record is from RefSeq and is a predicted model, not a curated record. Gene Ontology annotation, molecular function: transmembrane transporter activity. Gene Ontology annotation, biological process: monoatomic anion transport. Bases 145 to 1563 code for a protein of 472 amino acids.
UAAAUUCAUGUUAUUCGUUGCUCACACCACACUUAUACAGUUAUACUGCAAGAUACACGAUCGGAACAUCAUUUUUACACAUUUGAAACGUUCGGCAAACUAUCAAUCCGAACCCGUCCGCUGAUUCAUUGUAACACGUGAAAGAUGAGUCUUGAGGAAAACGCGACCAAUAGUUGUGAUUCUCCGACUCACAUCCAAUUGCCAGAACAACAGUCGUCCAAAUUCAUCGGCAGGUUUAUCCGUUUGAAAACUACAUAUUGGAACAGAGAAUACGCAAUAGUUUUGCUUGGAAUCAUAGGUGUAAUUAUUACGUCACUUCAGUUCAGUACAUCUAUCAAAUAUUUUGAUUUUAUGAAUCAACCAAAUAAAACUGACAAUUUCCAUCGUGGUGGUUGCAUAUCUUACAAUUCGUAUGGAUAUAUGAUCGGUUUGAUACCUGGUGGUGUUUUAGCCACUUUUUAUCCGGCUCACAAUAUUUUAGGGAUUUGCGUCGCCAUAUCGUCGAUUGGUCAUGUAAUUGUUGUCAUGAGUAUAAGUUACUUAAACGGUCUCACGCUUUGUAUCUUACAAUUGUGUAUUGGAACGACAAUGGCAGUGGUGGAUGCCUCAAUUGACAGGGUUUGGACGUAUUGGGUCCCACUGAAUAAACAGUCAAUACGCCACGUUCCAAUGGUAUUUUAUUUGGUGAUAUUUGAAGAAGGAUAUCUCUAUGAUACUAUGGAUAAGUUCCACAAUGAACAUUCUUCUUAUAAUUUAACUCUAUUUAUUGGUGUGAUCGGAUUGGCCUGGUACGUUUUAUGGUUGUACGUGAUCAAUGGAAAUUUUUUAUUUCGGAGCCUGAACCGCGAUCUUAUAUUGUUUGGAGGUUUAAACAACUCGCGAUAUUCUUUUGGGACAUAUAGCGAAUCAUUAACCCGAUCAAUCGUAUCGGACAUUCCGUGGAAAUCGAUUUGGACUUCUAAGCCUUUCCUUGUAAUAGUCUUAUUACAUUUGUGUGAACCAUAUUAUAGUAAUAAUUUUUACAGCGAGGACAUUUUCGAAUGGAAUAUGAGAGAUAACACUGUCGUCUUAUUGUUACUCUUCGUCGUCCUGGUCGAAUUAGUUCCAGAAAUUGCCUUACCCAUUUCCACCACCAACGUCAGAAAGAUUUGGAGUUGCUCAUAUUUCGGUUCAUUGGGCAUUAUUUUUUUUCUGGAGGCCAUUUUUGGGAAUACUAUAAAAAACAAUAAAAUAACCCAAUAUUUGUUUAAAGAAAUGCGUCAUCUUUAUAGUUUCGGAUUCUACGUAAAUACUUUAGACAUCGCACCAAAAUAUGCUAGUUUAUUGGGAAGUUUCCUGAUAUGCGUACAUUAUUAUAUUUACGACUUUUUUUCGGCAAGUGUCAUAUAUCCAAUAUUGAGUUAUGCGAAACUUAACGAAGUCGAAACUGCUAUCAUGAUGAUGAUAAUAUAUUUUGCCGCGGCUGUGUUGUAUGCCAUUUUCGCUUCUGCGGAACUACAACCAUGGGCAGAUGAACCUGUUGAAGAAAUUCAACAAAAUAUUGUUGAAAAUGACAAUAAAUAAUAAUAAUUUACCAUGUACAAUGUAAUAAUUAUGCGUUAUAUUAAUUAAUAAAAUGAAUACUACAUUUUAAAUUAAAAUAUAAUCGGGCAAUGACGCGAAUUGUGAUUAAUAUUUUUGAAAUAUACUAGCUAUAUGUUUAACUUACCC